Molecule: messenger RNA, 841 nt
Organism: Aaosphaeria arxii CBS 175.79
Lineage: Eukaryota; Fungi; Ascomycota; Dothideomycetes; Pleosporales
Product: COPI associated
Exons: 9
Coding region: 155-691 (178 amino acids)
Biological process (GO): vesicle-mediated transport
Cellular component (GO): Golgi membrane
Source: RefSeq, a predicted model, not a curated record
CCUCACCACUGUGUUCACUUUCUCUGCUAUUUCCCUGCGCACCACCCAGAAAUUCCACCCAUCCAUCUAAACCCUCAUCACGCCGAUCUGCCUCGGUUUAUAGUCCAAUUCUUUUCCUCGUAGAACCAAACACAUACGCCUCGCGCUCGCCACGAUGGAUUUCUCCGAUAUCUUUCGCAUUGUGAACUUCGCCGUCGCCGUGUUUAUGGUCCUCGGUGGCAUCUCGAAGUUCUUCGGAUUCAAUGACUUGAUAGGAGCUCUUGGGGAUGGAUGGGAGGGGUGGAUCAAUAUGGCCGAUGAACUUGGCUUCUCAGAUAUCAUUCUCGGUGUUUACCUCGUCCUCUUCGGUGCUGGAACUGCCCUCCUUGGCUCUGCGAUAGUUGAGUUUCGGUGGACAGAGUCAUGCUGUCGGCGCCGUCUCACCUUCCCAGCUCAAUGUCUGUCUGGUAAGAUCCAGAUCCCACCGCAAGUUGCGCGUUAUGCGUCUUUCAUGUUCUCGUUCCUCGGACGUGGAGUCUUCUACAUUUUCAUUGGCUCCGUGAUUGUCGGCCCGGGAUGGUUCCGAUGGCUUCCCGGCACGAUCGUCGGUGUCAUUGGCAUCGGCUAUGCCGUGCUCGAGUACAUCCCGUCGAUUGAGCCCCCGGCCAAUAUGCGUGAUGCGGACGCUGGCUGGGGCGCCGAACAGGUCUAACCGUGACCACUCGCCCACCUGGUCUCAUCCCAGCCCAAGCUCACGCCCAAGCCCAGGCCCAGGGGGGCCACGCGGUCGAGGAUGGCGUUUGUAUGAUUCCUCCUGCAGAUCCGGCUGGGGGACUUGAAAGAGAGGGGGCGGGAGGGGGUG